AAAAAGCGAAUACAAUAUCAAAGUCAAACAAAACCACUCGAGAAAACACACACCUGGACCACGCAAUUUUAAACCUUGCAGAAUCCUAUCAAAUGGUAUGUUAAUAGCAGGUCACUUGUAACUGUUUGAAACUCAAUCUCCACGCAGGUAGAAGAGUUUAUGAAGUUGUGGCUAUGGAGACCAUGCUCAGUUGUCAAGCCUCAGAAGCAACAUUUGGAGUGGAUCGCAGAAGAUCCAUUUUUUCACUUAGUAGAUUGAGGGCACUUUGGGUACCAAAUAAAAAGCAGCAAGCAUAUCCUCAGGUGUCUCUUUCCAACCUCUCUCACAAUAACAAGGACAUUUCACUUCGUUGCAGAGCAACCCAGGUUGCAGUACCCAAUGCAGCCCCUGCAAAAUCCAUAUCCAAGGUUAAACGACACACAAUAUCUGUGUUUGUGGGGGAUGAAAGUGGGAUGAUUAACCGGAUAGCAGGGGUGUUUGCCAGGAGGGGAUACAACAUCGAGUCAUUGGCAGUUGGGCUGAACAAGGACAAGGCGCUUUUCACCAUUGUUGUUUGUGGUACAGACAGAGUAUUGCAGCAGGUUAUCCAACAGCUUUAUAAGCUUGUCAAUGUCUGGAAGGUAGAGGACCUUUCAAAGGAACCACAAGUAGAGCGAGAAUUAAUGCUUAUGAAAAUUAAUGUUGAUGCCACCCAACGUGCUGAGGUUCUAGGACUCGUGGAUAUCUUCAGAGGCCGAGUGGUUGAUGUAUCUGAGAAUUCAUUAACAAUUGAGGUAACUGGUGAUCCUGGAAAAAUAGUUGCAGUCCAAAGGAUUUUCAGCAAAUUUGGGAUUACAGAAGUUGCAAGAACCGGCAAGAUUGCUCUAAAGCGAGAGAAAAUGGGUGCAAAAAAUCCUUAUUGCAGACUAUCAGAUAUAUCUUCUAUGGAAGCAGAAAGUGAAAAUCUAGAACAGCGUAUUGUUAGAGAGGGCCUUAAAAUUCCAAAAGUGAAUGUUGAUUUAUCAUCUGGAGGUGAUGUUUAUCCAGUGGAGCCUUAUGAUGAUGAUAUUUGGCAGAAUCAAGUUCUUGAUGCACAUUGGGGUGUGUUAGAGGAUGAAGAUUCUUGCGGACUGUCCUCUCACACAUUGUCAAUACUCGUGAAUGAUGCUCCUGGAGUUCUCAAUAUUGUGACUGGUGUUUUUGCUCGUAGAGGCUACAAUAUCCAGAGCCUUGCUGUGGGUAAUACAGAAAAGGAAGGAAUUUCACGAAUAACUACUGUAGUUCCUGGAACAGAUGAUUCCAUUGGGAAGCUGCUUCAACAGUUAUAUAAAAUUGUCGAUAUUCUCAAGGUUGAGGAUAUAACACAUUUGCCAUUUGCAGAAAGAGAAUUAAUGCUUCUCAAGGUUGCUGCAAAUAGCAGUGUGCGUAGAGAUAUCUUAGACAUUGCAAAUAUCUUUCGAGCAAAGCCCGUCGAUAUAUCAGAUCACAGUGUUACACUUGAGCUCACAGGGGACUUGGAGAAAAUGGCUGCAUUGCAGUUGUUACUUGAGCCCCAUGGAAUAUGCGAAGUGGCUAGGACUGGACGAGUUGCGUUGGUUCGGGAGUCAGGUGUAAAUUCCAAGUAUCUAAGAGAUUCCUCACUCCCAUUAUAAUGAUAAAUUGAGGUUUAUCUUUAGUGCUAAUGUAAAUAAAUACUUUGCCUAGUAAUGCAAUAUUGAGUAACCAUUCCGUGGUUUGUUAAGAAUUUUUUCAGCAUGCAGUAUCUUCAUGCAGCAACAUGAACUAGUAAAAUCUUGCAGAUUAGAGUUUGGAUGAGGCUAAACCCUGGAACGUGAACCUUGAAAACUAAUUAGUAAGUUCUGAUGCAUUUGUGCUGAGUUUAUAAGCAACUAUUUUUCAAUCCAGCUAUUAAGUUGACCAGUGAUUGGUGCAGUUCAUUGCUUCAAUUCUAUAGGCCUUUGGUGAUUUUAAAACCCAACUAUUAUAGAGUGGCCAGAAAGAUAAAAAUCAGAGAUUGGCCAUGUUCAUCUAUCCUACGUUUCUAAAAAUGGCGCUCUUCCAUUGCCAUGGUUAUCAUGAAAUAAUGAAUAGACCUAAGAAGAUUACAGU
Messenger RNA from Cryptomeria japonica (Japanese cedar), 2088 nucleotides. Its product is annotated as acetolactate synthase small subunit 1, chloroplastic. NCBI's taxonomy places the organism in Eukaryota, Viridiplantae, Streptophyta, Pinopsida, Cupressales, Cupressaceae. Bases 174 to 1631 code for a protein of 485 amino acids. Gene Ontology annotation, cellular component: cytosol. The transcript is spliced from 12 exons. The record is from RefSeq and is a predicted model, not a curated record. Gene Ontology annotation, biological process: L-valine biosynthetic process. Gene Ontology annotation, molecular function: acetolactate synthase activity; acetolactate synthase regulator activity.